This is a messenger RNA of Homalodisca vitripennis (glassy-winged sharpshooter), 891 nucleotides long. RefSeq lists its product as uncharacterized. The record is from RefSeq and is a predicted model, not a curated record. Bases 1 to 891 code for a protein of 296 amino acids. Lineage: Eukaryota; Metazoa; Arthropoda; Insecta; Hemiptera; Cicadellidae. The transcript has a single exon. Gene Ontology annotation, molecular function: protein dimerization activity.
AUGCGCCAAGAUUCGGCGUGGGAAAAGAUUGAAAGUGGCAUUACUUCCUUUCCUGAAGAACACAACAUUUCUUUACCCACCAGACAACGAAUCAGAAAAAGGAAAAGAUUCAUGGACGAGUUGGCAAUUGAGGAAUGCAUAGAAGACCCUAUUAAGAAAGUAAAGGUUGAUAUUUAUUUCAACGUUCUAGACUCUCUCUACAACCAGCUAAAUGACAGAUUUCAAGAAAGUUCUCUGGCUAUGGUGUCGCAGAUGGGAUAUUUUUCUCAUGAUGGAAUUUUGAAGAUGGUAGAUGAUAAGAAAAAAGGCCUAAAAUGUAAUCCAUCUUCAAUUGAGAAUCUUUGUGAAUACUACAAUCUAGACAAGGAAUUAAUUGUAGAUGAACUAGACAUCUUCAUUGAUGUUUACAAAGCUACUCACUUGGACAUAGAUAUUUCUGAUGUCAUGUCUGAGAAGAAGAAAUCAGAGAGAACCAGUACUGCUAACCCCGAGGAUAGUUUAAGUUCUGACCAUGAUGAAGAUGAAGAACAGGAGGACGUUACAGUGACUGACAAGUUCAAGAAAAAGAAAAAUGUUGACGACUGGGUGAAAAGAGGAUUUAUUAGACCAUACAGGUGCCUAUUGAAUCUAUCAGGAUUCCCUCAUCUCAGUAUACUUUAUAGGAUACUGUUGUCUCUGCCAGUCACAAGUUGUUCUGCUGAGAGAACUAUGAGUCGGUUGAAGAUAGUUAAGAAUCGUCUAAGAAGCACCAUGGGGGAUAGUUGGCUUUCAAGCUUGCUCAUUCUUUCUUGCGAGAAAGAAAUUCUAAAACAGAUCUCAAAUGAAGAAAUCAUCAACAGGUUUGCACUUUCAAGUGUGCAAAGAAAAAAACUUCUUUUGUCAAAAAUUUAA